Branchiostoma belcheri (Belcher's lancelet) is the source of this 5571-nucleotide messenger RNA. RefSeq lists its product as uncharacterized. Bases 581 to 4378 code for a protein of 1265 amino acids. The record is from RefSeq and is a predicted model, not a curated record. The transcript is spliced from 3 exons. Lineage: Eukaryota; Metazoa; Chordata; Leptocardii; Amphioxiformes; Branchiostomatidae.
AAUCAAUGACGGACAGCAAUUAUGAGUAUAUAAGUUUAUUGAAGGCCCCGAUUCUAGAACCUCCGCGUGUUUGCCAAAAUCGAUACCUAUUUUCGUCACACGUGCGUACGUGGAGACGUACCGACGUCACAGAACAUCCUGGACCAGUCUUUAUAGACAGAAAACAACAGUCGCGCGUUGUUUACUUGUCUUUAACAAAAAUAUAGUGUGACGUCUGUAGCUGUUUUGAGCAUACGCCUAUAAACGAAUAUCUGUGGAAUCAAAAUGUGCAUUCUGUUUUUCAUAUCAACACAGCAAUAAGAAAAAAUAGAAAAAUAAGUGGUAGGUUUGUGUACAUACCUUUACCAAAAAUACGGUAUGACGUCUGUAGCUGUUUGAAAAAUACGCCAAUAACCAAUAUCUAUGGUGCCGAAAUGUACAUUUGUUUUUCAUAUCAACAAGGCUAUGGAUAUAAUUUAUGGAUUAUUCAUAUUCCACAAAAUCUGUCGCCCUGACAAGAAGGCCAGUCUCUUCAUUUCUUCAGUUCGGUUCUGUGCACCUGAGCCAUGUCCCACUGUCACUGAAGCUAUGUUGUUAACAGAUGAUGAUGAUAUCUCGCCUGAGGUACCGGUGUAGCGGCUGCGGGUAUACCACGCUUCAGAGGAAACGCAUCGGCGACCACGUCGAUGGCCACCGACGCGACGUGGAGAGACAGCGCGCCGGCCAACAGGACGAGGACGCCGAGAAGGAACCCGUCGGCUCGUCGGCCCAACAUGUCCGUAUCCUCAUCCAGAUAGAAGACAAGGAGUCCAAACCGAAGUCUCAACAAGUCAAGCGCAAGCGGAGGUGUUGGACUGAUGAUUUAUUGCAUUUGCUAGACCAAGUGGACGAACCCGAAGUUGGUGAGCAACAAAAAACGUCGCCCGACAACACCGAAUCCCUGCCCGUGAAAGGAGCGGCCGAGCCGCGGGGCAAUGACACAUCGGCGGCUGAGAAUAGCUCAGGAAAAGGUCAAAAGGCUCUGGGGAUGGCGCUAUUUAACCAAUUAUCUAAUUAUGGGGAAUGUUCAGGCCAAGGGGUGGUGAGAAACAGUCCCGCCGAACAGCCUCACCAGUUACAGAAGGGCCCACGGAACGGCCUGCACGUAGACCUGCCGCACUCCCGGACAUGGGCAGAACAGAUACAGGUCGAGAGAAGGGACACCUGCCGAGACGCAACUGUAAGUAACGCUCACCAAUUUACGAACUCAGGCGGCGAUACAACACAAAUCUCGCAUCGUGAUAGUACUGUAACCGUGCCACCCCUGCAGGGAAUGGUAGGUGCCGGUCCGCAAAAGCAAGUAGAGGAUCAAGUUCGGUCACUCGACUCGCAGUGUUGUACAGAAAAGAGCUCGGCACCUUCAAAGGUGAUCCUUACCACCCCACCAAACAACGGAAUGGACGAUGCGACAAGUUUGACAUCCGUAACCGAGGACAGCCGUACUGAAGAGCAAAGUGACGGGACGCCAGUCAUUACGGACGUGUUUUCGAUCUCGGAAUAUCAAGCGACGAUAAAAAAAUUACAACCGGAUAUUUCACGCGGCCUCUCCGAGACUGAGACCCGCCGCCUGAAGCUGUCUCACCUUCACCUGGAAGGGUUGGAGCCCCGCAAGGCCAGCCCUCCUCAGAGGGAGAUCCAGUCCGCCCCGCCAGCCCUGCACACACAAGGCGCGCGUGUCGGCGGUCUAGCCCUCGAACCGGAUCCAACCUGUAGCGUGCCAGUUUCCACCGCUAGUGGCGACGUUUUGGUCGUCAUUCGUCAGACAAACAGCAAGACUUCAAGUGAUCCCCAUGAAAUGCAAGAAUUAGGAGAGACAAUGACUGACUCACAAAACACCCCUUCUAAUGGAGACCAUUAUCGUUCGGGAGGUGCAAAAGACCAGGGGUCACCAGAAAACAUAGGCCCGUCGGUAUACAACGAGCAGCCGGCUACAGAAGCAAGCGUCCCCGCCCAACAAGGGAUCGAUAUGUCGGUUACGUCGUCCAACGCACCACCGCUGACGACGUACGGGAAUGUAGCUUCCUCAACUGCCAAUGGUGGUGCGCCUGGCACCACAAAAUUUCGGACUAUAGCUCCAAAACCAUGUUUUAUAGAUCAGAUUCGCCCGUACUACGUGGGAGAGUCUAGAAUAUUCCGGUGUUUUCAGUGCCCUUUUAUGUGUUUGGAAAAGAAGCUUCUGCUUAUGCACAUGCGGGAAGAACAGUGCUAUUCGGGGCUGGUGAGGAGAGAGAGUGCCAUGGAGGCCCUGAAGGCGCUGAAGGAAGGACACACCGCCAUAGACACGGCACAGCUGCAGGCCAGUAACGAGACGUGUCACGGGGGGACCCCGAUCAUCGCGGCCGACAAAUCAGUGCCCUCACCUGCCGCGAACAUAGAGGUGUCAUCGGACGAUGGCACUCCGGAGGAAGACACAAACACAGCGCUGUCCGUGGUGCCUAUACCACCUGACAAUAACAACGUGAAAGCGGACGGAUCUCCAGAAAGUAUUGCGAAAGCGCCCGUGGAGAAAAUCGUCGGACCCGCAGACGACCUUAUCCCCAUCGGCACGACAUUUCCAACAGAAGUCAAAUUUCCGGCAUUCAAGCGACCAAUCACGAUCCGGAACCAGCAACAGGCCGACAAACUUCGGGAGAUUCUGCAACACGAGCACCUGAAAGCCAGGUUCAUGCAAAUGCUCAAGGUGAGGCUAAAAAGGGCUCUGACGGUGGUGAAUAGCAAAACACUGGGAGGGAAAGGCGUUGAGAGCAAUGGGGAUGAAAAAUCACAGACGAAUGUCCAGGGUGCGAAUGUCACGACAGGUUCGCGUUGCAACACACACGCGAAGGUGAGCAGUAGUCCUGCCCUGUCACCCAUACCGGAGGUCAGCAUCAAGAAAGAACCAGCGCUUGGUUCUUGUUGCAGCCACGAGCCGCAAAAAGUUACACCGGUACCAGCGACGCCAAGCAAAAGCGUGCGGGGCAGGCAAACGUCGACUGCUGAGCGACAACCAGAAAGUAUUGAGCCGCCGAAAGCGAACUCCAUUACCCAGGCCAGUCAGAAAAGAAAGUCGCCGGUGCAAGAGGAUCACAUUGUCUAUGUUGGACAAGACUGUGGAGUUCAGCGCGCUAGAACCACCACCAUGAUCAUGACAGAACCACCACAGAUCUCAGCCACAGACAAACUACAGAGCGCUGUAGUAGAGGCCUUGAGGGAGAAACUUUUGGAAAAACAGCACACCUCCCCUACCAACAGAGCAAUGCCUGGCACCACACCAAGCAAUAUCGGCCAGCUACCCGUAACAGUGGGGCCGCUGGCACCUUCACCGUUAGACCAGCUGACAAGGCUCACCCAUGAACCCUACCUUGUCAACAAGUCUCAAAAUAACGCAAUACUGACAGGAGGGUCUACUACAGCGGUCAGUGUCAGCCACAAGCGGUCUGUUGCGAUGCCACGUACCGCUACAGUAAGUCCAGAACACCGACACGCUGCCAAAAGGGGGGGCCACCCCGACGUUGUGGAGUGUUCCCCGCCAAAAUAUCAAGCCCUACAGCAAAACAUUUCCUUCGGAGACUUUCAGCACCUCGUGCGCCGCCACCCGGGGGAGGGCGGUAACUUCGCCGCCGUAAGAACGAACGUGAUUUACGCGCCACAGCCCCAGGGAGUAGACCCAAGGAUACCGCUGCGCCCAUUGGUCGGCCCUAUAGCUAACACUCAAAACUACAGUGUUGCCACAGCUAUUCCACAGAAUCCUUCAGCACACACAGGAAAAUACCCAUUCCAACAACAGCUAGAGAAAAUCAAGGAUACGGCUGACCAAUCCAUGGCAUACAAGUACUGCAAUGGAACCACACACCAAAACGACCAUGUGCUGCAUACAAUUGGGCCAACUAGGGCCUGGCCGCCCAGCAGAAGCCCUAUGAACACCACUUCGCCGUUAGACUUUCAGACAGAGGCCGCCAGCAAACAUCCAGCCUACCGUCUCGGACCACCACCACAACUACAUAACGGAACCCCGCCAUUUAAUCCGCCAUUUAUGACACAAGGAACCGGUAACGGAUACGCGCAGAUCAGCCGCCAAGAUACAGAGACCAAGCGAGACGACACCAGUCCAGAACCGAUGGACCUACGGGUGAAGAAGCGUAGGCCAUCGCCACCGCCUCUGAUCCGGAUAAAACCGUCUUAUCAUCCGCCGACAACCGUCACACCAUCAGCGGUCGGACCUCCCUGUCACAACGGCUGGACCAGGCGGGACGACCGGCUCGCGUUCAACGGGGAACCCAAGUCACACAUCAACUCUCGCGAGAGGUUGGCCGUUCUUCUGAACGAGAUCGAAACGUCUGUUCGCAGUGACUAUGCCGCGCAGAGGAGAACAUUUCCGUGAGACCAAAUAUCUGCAGACGACGUGACGUUAGCUUUUACGCACUUUUUGUGAGUCAAGGAAAGACAGUCAAGCCGCUCUUUGAUAAGACAUUUGAUAUACAGCGGACAAUUGGACGUUUAAUCAAGGUAUGACAAGCAUAUUCCUAUGUGAACUAAAUUUAAUAUAAUAAUAAUAAUAUCAAGGUGUGGGCAAAAAUGCAAACUUAAAAAGCUUACAACCUAAGAAUUAUUUCAGUAAAGAUGUGUCUGUCUUGCCACACCAAUUGUUCAAAUUGAUGUGACUGCUUUUAUUGUUUUUGGAAAGAUGAAAGAUAGUAGAAUGAUUAAAAAGCUGAUUCAAGUAUGAAUGAAUAACUUGUGUAAUGAUCAUGACUUAUUAUGUUAGCUACAUAUAAUACUAGAAUGUAAUUUUAACUUCAUUCAUUCAUGUAUUGUUAUUUUAUUUAAAGUGCAACCUUCAAUUAUUCCUAAACGAUCGUAAUGCAUUAUGCAAUUGACAAGUGUGUUUGAGGCAACAACCUCAACACAUAUACUUAUAAUCAAUUCUACAAGUUUAGGUACACAUCUGUAAACUAUUGUAAACUUUGUCUCAGCUAAUUUCAAAGUAAAUUAAUUUUGAUGGAUUGUGAUUUUUUUCGGCAUACAGAAAAGUCUUUGUAUCAUUAUGCUUUAGGAACAACUUUAAGAAUAGGUAGGGAUUUCUUUUAUUAAGGUAACAUUAUUGGCAGAUAAUAUGACACAUUUUCAUGGAUUUUAGGUAAAUGUAGAAUUGUACCAAUAUAUUGAAGAAAUUCAGAUUUUUUAGCCAUUAGUCAGUUAUAUAUAGGUUUGCUUUUAUACUUAUUUGCCUGGUACAUUCCAAUGCCAUGGAUUGCCACAUUUUGUCUGAUGAACCAUAAAGUUAGGACUGGCACCUAGUUUUGGUAGCCCUGUUUUAAACAUAAUAUAACCAGAAUUUCAGAAGUGCUGUUGUAGAUAUAAACCUUUGCCACUUAAGACUGUUGCAGUUAUAUUAUAUCUAUCCGGAAUUUUCAGACCUUGUUUUUGUAGUCUUAUCUAGAAAUGGAGAUUUUCAUGAAUUAACCUCCUGACUUAUAUUAUACCUUGAGACGUAAGUUUACUACUGUCUCUGUUUCUGUUGUUGUCAUGUCAACUUCGCUAUUUGUUCUGGUGGUGAAAGGAAUAAAAUACUUC